Dreissena polymorpha is the source of this 4250-nucleotide messenger RNA. RefSeq lists its product as uncharacterized. The coding region runs from base 466 to 2013 and encodes 515 amino acids. The record is from RefSeq and is a predicted model, not a curated record. Lineage: Eukaryota; Metazoa; Mollusca; Bivalvia; Myida; Dreissenidae. The transcript is spliced from 2 exons.
GUCAGCCCAUGGAGUUAAAAAUAGUUACACGUAAUGAGGAUGUUUAUGAAUGAAGUGUUAAAGAUGCCAUCGUCAGGUAGUUGUAGAACCAUUGAUAUGGAUUAGCAAUUUAACGCCGUGCAGAUUUACGAGUGAUGGAACAUGACUUCUAUGGGUUGCAAAUACGCCAACGCGGACAUGUUUUCAUUCGGCGAGGAUGACAAACGAGUGUUCCGAAUCGAAUCAAUAAUUAAAGAAGAAGGUGCAUAUGUAUUGCGGCAUUGCCUUGCCAACCAACUAGGCGAUCAGGCGCUGACACUAGUCCUCAGUAAGCCAUCAAUCAGUGCGAAAAUAGGCAGCGCACAGAAAAGAAAAUUUAUAAACAAAACACAGUACGAUUGACUGUAUCCGAGUGGAGGCCCAGUUGACGUCAGCACCUUUGAUGUAACAUUACUGGCGUUUUUGUUGAGGGAAUUACACCCAACGAUGAACAGCUCAAGUAUGGAUUGGAUUAAUCCAAAUCCUGGCGAUUUUUCCGAAGAAGCGGAUGUCACUAGGUUGAGAAUGUUUCGAAACAAAUUUGUUCACGAAGGGUCUUCCAAACUUUCAGAAAAAGAAUUUAGCGCUAUGUAUGUAGAGUUACGUGAUGUUAUCAGUCGUUUGGCCCGAAGUAGUGGAUGCAUAGACUUUUCCGCCAUGGUUGAUCGUCUUGAACAAAAGAAGGUCGGCUAUUUCGAAUAUUUCGAAAAGAAACCCGCGGUCAACGAUCAGGCCACAAGCGUUUCAAGUAGCUUGGAAGAAACCAUUGUUGACAAACCAGAGUUUCAUGUUAACAAUGUCAGUGCUAAUGAAGAUGGCCUUGAGGGCAAGUGUCGUUACCAUAAAGUGGAGGUCAUAGACCCAGCCGGUUCUUUGGUGUCCUUUCAAGGCUCAGACUCAACAAUUUACGAAACCCCAACUAUUGGUGACACUUUAUUGACGCCGCACACAAAAGAUGUCGGUACAAGCACGUGCAAUUUACAACCGAAGCGAAAAUUAUCAAAAAAGCUUAGUGACGCUAUUAGGCCCUUUAUCCGCCCACCACUUAAAAAUACGGAAAACGAUCUCUCGAAAAGCAGCGUUCCUUUACCAAUUCGAAUCAAAAGAAAAACAAAAGUUCGUCAAAAUUUGCCAAAUUGGUUAUGUCUUACAUCGAAGUCUAGAUUUCGUGAACAUUCCUCUGUCGUGCUGCCCUGCCAUUCCGAUCGAAGCCCUUUAAGAUGUCAAAUAACAGGAAUGGUCUGUAAUGAAAAUGGACAACUCAUAAUCACCGAUUGUGUUCAUAAUUCCAUGCAAGUCUUUGAUGCUGCCGGCAUGUUUCUGGAUGAAAACGAAUGUCCGCAGCCUUCCGGUGUAUGCCUGGUUUUUCCGGAUUUGGUUGCUGUUAACCUAAGGAUUGGCUCGUGCGUACAACUGUUAAGAUAUGAUCUCUUACAACAAAGGUUUCACUGUGUUGAACGUAUACAAUUGAAAUGCGACCUUAAACAUUAUGAUAUGAAAUGUGACAAUAGCUACAUUUACAUACUGUGCGAAAAUGGAUCGCUCCAUCGCAUUCAUAAAAUUAGAAAACCCGAAUGUGGUUUAAUCCGGCCAAGUGGCAUAACUGAGAAAGUGAAUAGCUUCGACUUGUGUAAACAUUUCUUUUAUUUGUCCACGAAUGAUGCCAUCUACUGUAUAGACGAUGUAGGCUCUCGUAUCUGGACUUACUCUCCGUCACGUAGCUCUGGAGAAACACGAAAGAGGCGGUCUUUUGAAGGUCUUACCGUCACCAACAAUUGCCUGUACGUAGCGAAGUGGGCUAGGAACUCUAUUCUUAAAAUGUCGCUUCGAGGUGAUUUCCUGGCGGAAGUAGAGUUACCCACCGUAGCAUGUCCCUUUAAGUUGACUUCCGCCGGACGUAGACUCUUGAUAUCCCAGUAUUCUACCGAUCUGAAACGCGAAGCUUGCGGGACCAUUGUUCAGCUGAAACAUCGAAGGUUCUCAACAAACAGAUAAAUUGGACCUGUAGAACCUUAAAGGCAUACAUGGUUGUAACAGAUAACUAUGUCGAAAUAUUGAUCGACCUAUUAUUGUAAAUACUCAAUUGCUCUUUUGUUUUGAAUGAGUUUGUCAUAAUGACCGACUGUGCCUCGUGUUAAUUACACUGUUUGAGUGAGUAUGCGUUUAAUCAUAUUAAAAAAAAUAUAAACGCAAGCAUGUUGAAUCGUUGAACUUGUGUUGUAUUUGUAUUAUACAUUUUGACACAGCUCAUUAUUCAUAGUGAAAUAUAUUUAAUAAAGAAACUUUCAAAAUACACUCCAGAAUACAAUUUGCCAAAGUAUUUUUUAAACCUGUAAUAAUAUAAUGCAACGCAAUGUGUACGUUUACAAAUUUCAAGUUGGGUGAGCGGUUUAUAAGAUUUGAAUUUACAGGUAUGGUUAUUAACCUGAUAUCACCCGAAAACUUCUUGGUUUAAAACUAUAUUGAUACACUUGCAUAUUGUUUAAACGGUUAUCAAUUGUUAUAAGAAAAUCCCAUAACGACGGCUCUAAAGUAUUCAACACCAAUAAUAGAACUGCGUCCGAUUUAGUUCGAUUUAAUUAAUAUAUAUUUAUUUUUUGUAACUAAUGAGUUUUAGUUCUUUCAUUAAAUAUCUAUAUAAAGUAAAAGUGUUAACUUCAUUGUAUAUUUGUUUGUAAAUAAUUUAAAAUUCGGUUAUUCGAUAGUUUCACCGACAACCUCCGUGAGCGGAAUUACAUUCGUUUUGCUUAAUACCAAGCAGAACGAGUAGACAUUUCGAAAUAUUUAAUCAGAAAAAAAUUGAAUUUGUUUGUACCCUUAUGCUAUAGAAAUAAGUUUAUUAUCAUUUCAAAAUAAGUAUUUCUCUUAGUUUUAUUUAAUGGUUAAUCACUUUUACUCCGUUCAAAGUUGGUGUAUUUAUUUAUGUGGCGUGAUUAACUCCGUCUCUAUGUAACUAUUAAACCGAUGCAAGUUUUUACUUAAAUAUUUGAGAAGGGAAUGGCUGCAGGUUUUUGUUCAACUGUUCGAGAGACAGAAAAACAUAUAAUUUAAACUCUAGCUUAACGCACACUGGGUGUUCAUAUAUAUAAGUUCGGAAAAGAAGAAUUUACAUAUAUGCAGAAUAAGGUAAGUGUUACUAUACGUGCUUUUGUCUCAUGUACCAGUGCUAAUGCGCUUAUGUCCCUUGUCUUGAAUGUGCUCAUUUACAUCUCUUGUGAGAGUCAGUCCCUUACCCUGUGUGCUUCCAGCCUUGUACUGUGAUGCCAUACAUGUUUUGUUCAGUCAGAAUGAGAGAUAUCAAAUAAACAAGAUUAAUAUGGGUCAAUAUUUAAAACCCAGUGAAAGUGCAAAUUGCUGACCAUGCUUUCCUUUGCUCUAAUGCGGUCGAAAGACAUACUUCAUUUUGUUUAAGUCAACUUUUACUACUUCUUUUUCUUGUACGAACCUGGUGAGUUUUAAAUUAUAAUUAUGUAUUUGCGUUUAUUUAUUUGUCUGCAUCGCAAAUGAAUUUAAUUAUUUUUAAACUAAUUUCGUUUAAAUUUGUGAAACUACGAAGAUUGCUUAUAUAACGUAUAAAAUACGCAUCUUAUGUAUGCUUGGCAGGAUAGCUCAGUUGGAUAAUGCGUUUUUACUUCAGAAUUCCGAGGGUCACUGGUUCGAGCCCUGCUGCGGGCUACUUUUUUUCCUUUUUUAAAUUUUAUUUUUGAUUUUUUACUGGAGCUUUAAAAAUUUUAUGUUUUCAUUGAUCAAUAUAAAGCAUUUAAUGACAAACUUCAAAACAUGCCAUAAUCUGUGAAAAGGCCCCUUUAAUAUUAUUAUAUUAUUACUUAUUAUAUUAUAUACCGGCUUUUAUAUGAUGUAUACAAUUGAGUGUAAGCCAUUUAUUUACUAAUAUAAUUUUCGACGUUUGAAAUGUAUUGAAUGCGACGAAAAUUAGUUUCCCUUCAGUAGGAAUUUGCCGCUAGAGGCGCUGUAGAAGCCCGAGGAUAUUCGCGCAUGGUUGAACAGUGGUCUGUUUUUGUCAUUCAGCCUUGGGAACUCGCACGGUGUACACGUUAUUCUUGAUAGUAAUUUGUUAAUAUUUCUUAUUAUGGAAAUUAUAUAUGGAAUUGAAUAAUUGAUAUAUGUAUUGAACUAAAUUUACAUUGAAUGUCACUGUAUGAUGACUGAAGAAUGAUUGUAGUAUGUGAUGUAUGUUUGACGGUUUGAUGAUGAUUGUUAUGUUAGGUAAA